CCCGUAGCUCCUCCCCCUGGUGACGUAGCUCCUCCCCUCAAUACGUCACAAGGUCCCUUCAGCCCCUCCGAUAUAGAACCAACCCGGUUAUUAUAGUUCAGCAAGCACUUCGAAGGUCAAGUAUUGGUCAUGCUUCUGAUGACACCUAGUAAAUAGCAAUUAUUUUGAAUCCUACAUCUUGUUUAUGCUGUAGAGUAAAUGUAAUCAAAGCACAUUUACUUAAUGAAUUUGAUAUUUGAACGAUUAGGCCAUCGAUAAAAUGUGGUAUUUUGGUAAAUGGCAAAUUGUCCGUAGUCUGCGAAAGUGCAGCUUGUUAACGCUUGUGAGCAAGGCCGGGUACGGGGAUGGCCGAAACGCACGGCCGCAUCUUCUCACCACCCCGAUAUUCUAUGUGAACGCAGCUCCACAUCUGGGACACGUGUACUCUGCUCUGCUGGCUGAUGUGCAGCACCGGUACUCCGCGCUAUGUGGGAGGGACACGAGACUGAGCACUGGUACUGAUGAGCAUGGUAUCAAGGUACAACAGGCUGCGGUUUCUUUGGGCUCAGAACCAUCCAAGUUAUGUACAAAAGUGUCUCAGCAAUUUCGCACUAUGUUUGAUGCAAUGGCCAUCUCCUAUACUGAUUUUGUGCGUACAACAGAACCUCGCCAUGCACAAGCAGUCUGUGAUUUCUGGAAGACUCUGGAAGAACAAGGAUAUAUCUAUAAAGGGACAUACCAGGGCUGGUAUUGCACAUCUGAUGAGGCAUUCUUAAGUGAGGAACAAACAACAGAGUGUAAAGACUUGGAAGGCAACAAAAUACGGGUAUCGUUGGAAAGUGGGCAUGAGGUACAGUGGAUGAGUGAAGAAAAUUACAUGUUUCGACUGUCUUCGCUACGUCCUAAACUCCUUUGUUGGCUUCAGACAGACCCAAUCCGCCCAGCACCAUUCUUUCACAUAGUGCGACAAUGGCUUGAGGAGGAACUACCAGACCUUUCUGUGUCACGCCAGAGAAAUCGUGUAUCUUGGGGAAUCCCUGUGCCUUCUGACCCAUCUCAUACUAUCUAUGUCUGGCUGGAUGCCCUAGUCAAUUACCUGACAGCUGCAGGAUAUCCAAAUCCAGAUUUCUCUCCUUGGGGCCCAUCAACACAUUUCCUUGGCAAAGAUAUUUUGAGAUUCCAUGCUAUAUACUGGCCAGCUUUCUUAAUAGCUGCUGGUCUUCCUCCACCUUCAAAUUUAUUUGUCCAUUCUCACUGGACGUGUGAAGGAGUUAAGAUGUCAAAGAGCCUUCAAAAUGUGGUAGAUCCUGCAGAAUGUAUUAUUCAGUACACAAGAGAUGGAUUACGAUAUUUCUUGCUUCGCAAUGGUUCCCCUGAGCGAGACUGUGAUUUUACCCACAACACCGUACGUAAACUGUUAAACUCUGAGCUUUCCGAUGCUCUUGGUGGGCUUUUAAACCGCUGCACAGCAAAUACCAUUAAUCCACAACAAUCUUGGCCACAUUACCAGUAUAUGAAUGUGCCACCCUCUGCAAAUGAUGAACUCCAGAGACUGCUGGGAGCUUUGCAAGAGCUCCCAGGAAAGGUAGACCAAUUUAUGAAUAUAUUCCAAGUGCACAAAGCCUUAGAGGCAAUUGAUAGUAGCAUUCGAUGUUCAAAUGCCUUCUUCCAAAGUCAGGCUCCAUGGAAGUUGCUUAAAGGGGGGGAAGAAGAGAAGGCCUGGGGGUAUUCUGUGCUGUAUCUUACCCUUGAAGCACUUAGACUUUAUGGUACCCUCCUGCAGCCUGCAAUUCCUGGCUUGGCUAAAACAAUCCUGGAUAGGCUUGGUGUUGCCAAUGUUUAUAGAACACUGAAAGGUAACCAAUUUUUCACAGCUGUAUGGGGGCAAAAAUGUUGCUACCAGGGCCAAGCUCUAGGACCUGAUUGUGGUCUCCUAUAUCCCAGACUAGAUAGGGAAAAACAUCUUUGAACUAAAGAAAAAAAAUUAUUUGAAACAAAGCCUUUAUAACUUCAAAUGUAUUUUCCAUAUAUGUGUUAAUGCAGACAUUAAUAAAUAAUCAUGUUAAGAAAGCACACUACAAA
This is a messenger RNA of Pseudophryne corroboree (corroboree frog), 2061 nucleotides long. It is a transcript of the gene MARS2, whose product is annotated as methionyl-tRNA synthetase 2, mitochondrial. Lineage: Eukaryota; Metazoa; Chordata; Amphibia; Anura; Myobatrachidae. Gene Ontology annotation, biological process: methionyl-tRNA aminoacylation. The transcript has 3 exons. The coding region runs from base 260 to 1948 and encodes 562 amino acids. The record is from RefSeq and is a predicted model, not a curated record. Gene Ontology annotation, molecular function: ATP binding; methionine-tRNA ligase activity.